Arctia plantaginis is the source of this 237-nucleotide messenger RNA. The record is from the annotation of a GenBank genome assembly. NCBI's taxonomy places the organism in Eukaryota, Metazoa, Arthropoda, Insecta, Lepidoptera, Erebidae.
AUGGAAUCGGUAGACGGGCCAUCUGAACACCAGCUACUUGGUCUCAAGCGCCUUGCCGCCCUAGGAGUUGGAAGUUUGAAGUGUGAGAAGAAUAUUUUGAGGUCCACAGAUUGGUUGGAUAAAUUAAGUAAAUUGGGAUUGAUGAGUAUGGGAUAUCGCAAUUUUCAGAUGGGAAAGAAGUCUGAGGAGAUCGCAGUACGACGAAGAGGCCGAGUUGGGGUCGAGAAGGUUUCAUAA